This is a messenger RNA of Sphenostylis stenocarpa, 534 nucleotides long. The record is from the annotation of a GenBank genome assembly. NCBI's taxonomy places the organism in Eukaryota, Viridiplantae, Streptophyta, Magnoliopsida, Fabales, Fabaceae.
AUGUCACGGGGGAGAUCUGAUUCGGGAGGGUGGUUGAGGGGGUGUUUGGUGGUGUUCGCGGUCGUCUCAGCGUUGGGUGUAUGUGGGCCUGCGCUCUACUGGCGAUUCAAGAACGCCAUCUCUCUCCGCAAUUCACACAACAAACUCUCUUGCCCUCCCUGCCUCUGUAACUGCCCUCCCCCCCUCUCUCUCUUCCAACUCGCUCCUGGAUUGGCCAAUCUCACCGUCUCAGAUUGUGGAAGUAAUGACCCGGAUCUAAAGGAGGAGAUGGAGAAGCAGUUUGUGGACCUCCUAAGCGAGGAGUUGAAGCUGCAAGAGUCUGUUACUGAAGCACAUACACGACACAUGAACAUAACUUUGGGUGAAGCAAAAAGAGUGGCAUCUCAGUACCAGAGAGAGGCCGACAAAUGUAUUGCUGCAACUGAAACAUGUGAACAGGCAAGAGAACGAGCUGAGGCCAUACUCAUCAAGGAGAGAAAGAUAACUACAGUGUGGGAGCGACGAGCUCGUCAAAUGGGUUGGGAAGGAGAAUAA